This is a messenger RNA of Aspergillus brunneoviolaceus CBS 621.78, 2469 nucleotides long. Its product is annotated as putative disulfide isomerase. Gene Ontology annotation, cellular component: endoplasmic reticulum. The coding region runs from base 1 to 2469 and encodes 822 amino acids. The record is from RefSeq and is a predicted model, not a curated record. Gene Ontology annotation, molecular function: protein disulfide isomerase activity. Lineage: Eukaryota; Fungi; Ascomycota; Eurotiomycetes; Eurotiales; Aspergillaceae. Gene Ontology annotation, biological process: mitochondrial electron transport, ubiquinol to cytochrome c. The transcript has 9 exons.
AUGUGCCACCUCAUGAGGGCGUCUUUGCUGGCAUGGUCAUUCCUUUCUCUCCUUUCCAUCCCGACGUGGGCUACCUCCGCCGGUGAUGCUUCUCCCAAGCACCAUCUCGCGAAGAGGGAUGGCUCGACCGAGCCCAAGUCGACUCUCUUCAAUGGCAUCGAGGUUCCGCCUAUCAGGUCUUUGACCCCUGAUGAUUUCGACGAAACCGUCAAGGAUGGUUACUGGUUUAUCAAAGAGUACUCUCCGUCAUGUCCGCACUGUCAAAAGAUUGCGCCAACUUGGCAGACACUCUAUGAGUUCUACUAUACCUCGGAUCCUCUGUCCUCGUCCUCUGGAAAGUCGUCCGAUACCAAGUCCCUGAACUCUUUCGAUAAAUUCUACAACUUUCACUUCGCCGAGGUAAAUUGUCUUGUGUACGGGGACCUGUGUCGCAAGUUGGAGGUGAAAUACUUUCCCACCUUCGCUUUGUAUCACAAUGGCGAGAUGGUUGAGCAAUUUACGGGAAAGAAGAGUAUGCAAGGACUGAGUGAGUUUGUCGAAGAGAAGCUGGAACAGAUCAAACCUGGCUCUCGACCUGCGCAAGGUUUGAACCUGCCCAAGCCGGGCGAUACAAGCGUUGAUACCAAAGCUCAACCCGAUGCCCCUGUCGCUAAGGACAAAGACCCUGAAGCUGGCGCUAAGGCUGGAGAGAAGCACAAUGAGCAGGCCGCGCAGCUUGCCUCUAGUGAUGCUCCUGUUGCCAAGGAUGCCGCGCAGACCAAGGCUAAGCCAUCCGGUCCAGUGAAUCCUCAGGGCAUAUCUGUCCCUCUUACGGCGGAAAGCUUCCAGAAGCUUGUUACUACUACGCAAGACCCUUGGUUCAUCAAGUUCUACGCUCCUUGGUGCGGUCACUGUCAGGCAUUGGCUCCUAAUUGGCAAGAAAUGGCCAGAGAGAUGCAGGGUACUCUCAACGUCGGCGAAGUAAACUGCGAUGUCGAGACUCGACUUUGCAAGGACGCCCGAGUGAAUCAAUUCCCGACGAUUUACUUCUUCCGUGGCGGUGAACGGGUUGAGUACAAUGGUCUGCGUGGUCUGGGUGAUCUGGUCAAUUAUGCCAACAAGGCCGUGGAGAUCGGCUCCGGCGUGCAGGAUGUGGACGCUACCACUUUCAAGGAACUGGAAGAGAAAGAGGACGUCAUCUUCCUCUAUUUCUACGACCACGCAACGACUUCUGAGGACUUUAAGGCUCUUGAACGUCUGACUCUUAGCUUGGUCGGACAUGCCAGACUAGUCAAGACUAACAGCGGCGCCCUUGCUGAAAGGUUCAAGAUUUCUACCUGGCCUCGUCUUUUGGUGUCCCGGGACGGCCGCCCAAAUUACUACAACGCACUCGCUCCCAAGGAUAUGCGGGACUUCCGGCAAAUCCUGGGAUGGAUGCGGUCUGUUUGGCUGCCUAUUGUCCCUGAAGUUACGGCAUCCAACGCUCGUGAAAUUAUGGAUGGCAAAUACGUUGUACUAGGUAUUCUGAGCCGCAAGCACUCGGAUGAGUUCCUGCAGUCUAAGCGAGAGCUAAAGAAUGCGGCCCAUGAAUGGAUGGACAAGCAGGUUCAGCUGUUCCAGCUGGAGCGCGCCGAGCUGCGGGAUGCUAAACAAUUGCGGAUUGAAGAGGCCGAGGACCGCAACGACCAGCGUGCGCUUCGGGCUGCUAAAAACAUGCGUAUCACCAUCCGCGAGGACGACAAGAAGCAGGUCGGUUUUGCUUGGGUUGAUGGUGAUUUUUGGGAGCGGUGGCUACGGACUCAGUUUGGUAUCGAUGUGGAGAACGGAGAGCGUGUCAUUAUUAACGACCAAGAUAACCGCCGCUACUGGGAUACGUCCUCCAGCGGAGCAUCCAUUAUGGCCUCUCGCACUUCGAUUCUCGAAACUAUACCUCUUGUGGUUUCCAACCCUCCUAAGCUCACACCCAAGUCUACCAUUGGCACUUUUGAGUCGAUCUUCUUCUUCACUCGUUCUUUCAUUAGCGGGCAUCCGAUUUUGUUCGUCAUAAUCUUGAUCCUGUUCAUUGUCGGUGCCACAUUCGUGGCUCGAGGCAGAGCGGCGAGACGCGGAGGUCGAGGCGGUAUUCUCGGUGUUACUGGGAACUCUAGCGGAGGUUUCUUCAACCUCGAUGGCAAGGAAGGACUCUUGAAUGGUGGUUCCACGGGCAAAGUUUUCUCUCAGACUCUUCGCCGCGCUGCGGCUCAGAACGCCGGUGGCUACCGUUCCCCCUUCGGUCCCAAGUACUCGACUCCCCUUCACUGGCACGGUCUUACCACCCGGUCCGCUGUCACUGCUGGUACCAUUGCCAGCGGCUUCGGUGUCAGCGCUGGUGUCUUCCUUCUGUUCUUCUUCGGCGAGGUUCCCCGUGUCCGCCGUGAUAUCCUCCAGAAGGUCCCCUUCCUCGAUGAGUACUUUGACCGCACCAUCGCCCCCGAGGACAACCCCUUCUAA